Messenger RNA from Desarmillaria tabescens, 1739 nucleotides. Its product is annotated as cytochrome P450. The coding region runs from base 157 to 1677 and encodes 506 amino acids. The transcript is spliced from 10 exons. The record is from RefSeq and is a predicted model, not a curated record. Lineage: Eukaryota; Fungi; Basidiomycota; Agaricomycetes; Agaricales; Physalacriaceae. Gene Ontology annotation, molecular function: oxidoreductase activity, acting on paired donors, with incorporation or reduction of molecular oxygen; heme binding; iron ion binding.
GUGCGAACCACGUCCGACGGCUCAGGACAGAAGAAGCAGAGACGUGAGUACCCUCUUCCCUUACCGUCAUGGUUCUCGUGAUUGGCAGCGGAUCGAAUUUAAUGCGCCGUCGAGCAAUAUAAGACUUCAAUGACUUAGACAUGCAUCGUCUGUAUUAUGUCUUUUGAAUUUCUCGUUCAGCCUAAGGAUAUUAGUAUCGCGGCUGUCGUCUUCAUUUUUACACUCUGCGCCUUCCUCCAUGCUCAGUUAAAAAAGCGUUCUGGAUUUCCACUACCUCCUGGUCCUCCCAGCGAUUCCAUCUUUGGUGCUUCGUUCAAAUCUGAAUUUUUUUAUCGUCAUUUUGAACGAUGGACUCAAGAAUACGGUCCUGUGUUCUCCUUCAGACAAGGCCUGCAGACUGUUGUUGUCAUUGGACGAUACCAAGCUGCCGUUGAUAUAAUGGAGAAGGAAGGAGCUUCUCUCGUCGAUCGCCCUCGGUCCAUCUCCGCGGGGGAGACAUUGUCCGGGGGUAUGCGUACGCUUCUUACUCCGGCGGGGGAGCGAUUCAAAAAGAUGCGAAGGGCUCUCCACUCUCAUCUUCAACCGAAGAGUAUUUCAUCGUAUUGGCCUAUCCUUAUGGAAAAUGCUAGGCAAAAUCUUCUAGAUAUUGCCGAGAAUCCUGAUAGGCAUCAAGAUCAUGCAAAGCGGUAUGCCGUCGCUGUCGUGAUGGGCCUGGCAUACGGGAAAGUACCUCCCUCAUUUGAGGAUCCCGAAGUUCAAGCCGUCAACCGCUGUUUGACGACCCUAGGAUUAACAAUGCGCACGGGCGCUUGGAAGGUCGACAUCCUUCCUUUGCUCAAAUACGUACCAGGUUAUCUGAAGCCUCUGAAAGACGCACACGCGGAAGAACUCGGCCUCUUCAAGGGCUUGUUGCAAGAAGUCAGAGAUCAACUCAGACGGAAUGACGAAGUCAAGCCGUCAUUCGGGAAAUACCUAAUUGAGCGACAGACCGAGCUUGAGCUCGACGACAACGAAACUGCUUAUCUUACUGGCAGUAUGUUCGGUGCGGGAAGCGAUACGACAGCAUCGGCUAUAAGCGUAGCUGUCAUGGCUGCUGCCUGCCAUCCUGACGCGCAAAGGAAGGUUCAAGAAGAGCUAGAUUCCGUCAUUGGAAAAGACAGGCCACCCACGUUUGCUGACCGGGAUUCUCUUCCUCAGACGAUGGCUUUCGUCUUGGAGACCUUUAGGUGGAGACCAGUCACGUCUGGUGGUUUCCCGCAUAAAGCCACCAAGGAUAUCAUUUGGAACAACUACUGUAUUCCCAAAGGCGCUACUGUCAUCGGAAAUGUAUGGUCUGUCAACCGAGAUCCCGCCUAUUUCCCGGAUCCCGAAGCAUUUGAUCCCCAACGUUGGAUCAGUAAGGACGGGACGCUAAGAGACGACAUUCGAACGUUCCCUUUUGGGUUUGGACGACGCGUAUGUCCGGGUCAACAUCUGGCCACUGCGUCGACGUACCUCAACACUUCGUUAACGCUUUGGGCUUUCAACAUUAGAGAAGAUGAGAAAGACAAAAUAGACACGUUAGAUUUUACGGAGAGUGCUAAUGCCCAUCCGAUGCCGUUCAAGGUGGUGUUCGAGCCGCGCCUGCCAGGGGGAUGGGAGGGAGUGAAGGAAGCUUUUGAGGUAUAUGGCAUGUAAAUGUCCAUUCCAGGAGCAUUAACAUAGUGUUCUUCCUAACGUAGAAAUAAACGGUGAAUGGU